UUCACAAUUAUUUAACAGCUGUUAAACCUAACUGUAGCUGUAGUACUACGACUACGAAUAGUAGACAAGUUAUGAACGUUGUGUAUAUAAUAUAUUAAGUUUUUUAGUUUAAUGUAACUAACAUAAACAAGGAAUCUAUUAAAGUAUUGGAAAAUCUGGAAAUCUGCUCAUUGCUCAGAGUGGUUGCAGUUGAUUGUGAAAUCUUACUUAUUGGCUUCACCCACUGGUUGGUAGGUUGAGAUGACAGACAAUCGACAUAGAACCCCAAUAUUUCAAGGAGGAGAUAACAAUGAAAAUUCUGAUCAAAAACCUCAUCCAGUCAGUGAAGGACAUAAGUUUUGUGAUAAAGAUCACACCCAACAAAUUGAUAAUUCUUCAACUGUUUUGGAAAAAAUUGCUGGUUUAUAUGCUGAGCGGCUGCUCUCUGAUAUCACUCUUGAAGUUGGAGGAAAGAAGUUUGCAGCUCAUCGUCUAAUUCUCUGUGCUUCUAGUGAUGUGUUUCAGGUGAUGCUGAUGAAUCCUAACUGGACAGAGUCGCAAGAAACAAAGAUUGUUCUACAAGAAGAUCCUGCUUGUGUAUUAGUGUUUCCAGACUUCUUGAAGUAUUUGUAUACAGGCAAGAUUCACAUUAACCACUUCCUAGUACUUCCCCUGGUCACCCUGGCUGAUAAGUACAAUGUCAAAGAUUUAGUGAGGCUUUGUGUGGACUAUAUGUGUCGCCAUGUUGUUUCAGCAACUAAACAUAACCAGCUGGUUUCUUGGCUUCAGUAUACACUCAAUUGUGGACAUACAGCUGUUCACAAUGCAUGUAGUAAUUUCAUCACAUGGAAUUUUGAACUUGCUGCACAAAUGGAUGAUUUUGGGUGUCUUGAAACUGAUGUUCUAAUUCAUUUUCUCCAGAAAUCUGAACUUGUGGUUAAGGAUGAGCUCACAUUGUUCCAAUGUGUUGCCAAGUGGCUUCAAUUUCAAGAACACCGAUUAAAAAGCACAUAUAACCUAACAGAAGCUGCAGAGCACUUUGCAGACUUGGCUGUGGAGGUAAUGUCACACAUACGUUUCCCCAUGAUGACCCCUCGACAUCUGGCUAGCCUUCUCAUCCACUCUCUUACCAGCCGUUUUAAAGACUUUUUUUUUGAACACAUGGCAGUUGCCAUGUCUUUUCACUCUGGUGAGCAAGGAUUACGUUUCUGGAAGGUUCUGGAGGAUCCAGAUGGUCACCUUUUUUUCACUCCUCGUCUCUACACCACUGAAAGAUGGAGUGCAUCUCUGAUCAUUGAAAACUAUCCUCUCCUUCCAACAUACAGUGUGAGGACAUUAGUAUUUAAUACUCCUGCCAGCUUUGCAGAGUGUCAGAGUGAUCAUACUUAUGAAUGGACAGUGGACAUCUACCCUAAAGGAGUCUGGUUCAAGAAGUUUUAUUUAAUUGUAUGGCAAGGAACCCUGGAAAUGCCGGAGUCAGUAGACAAAACUGUCAGACUUUCUCUUACUUCCAAGGAUACAGAAGAAGUAGCUAGAGUCUCAGUAGGCAUUUUGAUUGGGGGAAAACAGGAUGGGAUGGAACAUGUACGGAAGGUAGUAAAACGUAAUUUUGUGUUUUCAAAGGACGAGAGAAUACUAAAUAUAAAUGAUUUAAUUCCAUAUGAUGACCUCAAUAACCUUAGAACUGGACGAUCUCCAUUUCUAGUUGGACCAAAUUCUGAUGUUCUGAAACUGCAUAUUGUCAUUACACCAUUAUGGUCAGUAUGAAUUAUCUGUUUGUAUGUCUACUAUUGACUAAACCAUUGCAGAGGUAUAACCAGUAAUUUUUGAAAAAUAAAGUGAUAUAAGAAGAGACAUUAUGUUGUUACUGCCUCUCAGUACUCUUGCCUAUUGUGGUAUUAAUUAUGCCUUGGACAGUAUAACAAGAGGUUUGCUUAAUUUAUUGAGUAAAUAGUGUAAUUUAAAAAAAAAACAAUUUGAAUGAUAUUGUUAGUUGAGGACAUAUUUAGUGAAAAUUGAAUUAGAACUAUUCGAUGUUCACGUGACUGUUACUGUGUGUUAGAGCACACAAGGCUUGUUUUAUUGUUGAAAAACAUGCAUAUAAAUGUUGUACGUUUUCUUUUCAGUAUAAUAAAGAUUUACUGACA
This is a messenger RNA of Limulus polyphemus (Atlantic horseshoe crab), 2126 nucleotides long. Its product is annotated as BTB/POZ domain-containing protein 17-like. The transcript has 6 exons. The record is from RefSeq and is a predicted model, not a curated record. Bases 241 to 1746 code for a protein of 501 amino acids. Gene Ontology annotation, molecular function: protein binding. NCBI's taxonomy places the organism in Eukaryota, Metazoa, Arthropoda, Merostomata, Xiphosura, Limulidae.